Pyrus x bretschneideri (Chinese white pear) is the source of this 1006-nucleotide messenger RNA. Its product is annotated as RING-H2 finger protein ATL78. Lineage: Eukaryota; Viridiplantae; Streptophyta; Magnoliopsida; Rosales; Rosaceae. The record is from RefSeq and is a predicted model, not a curated record. Bases 56 to 793 code for a protein of 245 amino acids. Gene Ontology annotation, molecular function: transferase activity. Gene Ontology annotation, biological process: protein ubiquitination. The transcript has a single exon.
AAGAAAAGCAAAUUCAUCACUUUAAGACGAACAUUUCCAUAUAUAUACGAACCGUAUGUGCAGCCAUUUAAGUCCUAGGAACAAUUUCAGACAAAACAUGACUGCAUCUACUUCCUCUACUCUUCAGCUCCUUCAGGAGGUCCUCGGAGGCAUCAACUCCAGAAGAUUACUCCUACAAAACCCACUUUACCAACUACCAAACACCGCCUCUUCUCCAGUUUCUACAAACACAAUCGACUCACCGUCAACAGACCAAUACCCUGGAGACAACAGCUUCGAUGCUAAUGUUGUUAUGGUCCUCUCAGUCCUUCUGUGUGCCCUAAUUUGCUCUCUAGGGUUAAACUCCAUCAUCAAGUGUGCUUUGAGGUGCUCAAGUUUUGUAUCCUCCUCAGAGUCUAGAUCAGCAGGCAACAACAACGCCACCUCAGCUAGGUUAGCCAACACAGGAGUAAAGAAAAAAGCCCUAAAAACGUUCCCGACAGUGAAUUACUCAGCUGAGUUAAAACUGCCUGGCUUGGACACGGAGUGUGCCAUCUGUCUAUCUGAGUUUACCGCCGGUGAGCGUGUACGCCUUCUGCCCAAGUGUAACCAUGGUUUCCAUGUCCGCUGCAUUGAUAAGUGGUUGAGUUCGCACUCUUCGUGCCCAAAAUGCAGGCACAACUUGAUUGAGACGUGUCAGAAGAUUGUAGGCUACAGCCAACCGAGCUCAUCGGAACCAGUUCAAGACACCAUUGUAAGCAUUGCACCACUUGAACCUGAAGGUUUCGUGCGUAGUUAUAGGGGUAUUAGCUAGCUGAGUUUGUGAUUCUUUUGUUAAGUAGUUGUAUAACUUUUAGUUAAUAUAUAUAAUGAUAUAUAUACAUAUAUGUUUAGCUUUCUGGGUUUGAGCUUUGUUCCUUGGGGGUUUUGAGCCUUCAUUUCACUUAGCCAACCCAAUAGCCAAUACAACGUGUAAUUAUUGCUUCUUGUGAAUUUGUAUAGUGUUUGCAAUUUGUGAAUUGUUCAA